Messenger RNA from Gracilinanus agilis (Agile Gracile Mouse Opossum), 1215 nucleotides. Its product is annotated as proteasome adapter and scaffold protein ECM29-like. The record is from RefSeq and is a predicted model, not a curated record. Gene Ontology annotation, cellular component: cytoplasm; nucleus. The coding region runs from base 370 to 1215 and encodes 281 amino acids. The transcript is spliced from 5 exons. NCBI's taxonomy places the organism in Eukaryota, Metazoa, Chordata, Mammalia, Didelphimorphia, Didelphidae. Gene Ontology annotation, molecular function: molecular adaptor activity.
AAAAGAAAAGAAAAGAAAAGAAACACCUGGGAGUCAGGAAGACUGGUUGGUAUCAAGUAUAUAAUAUCAGUGUAUAUGAUUGCAACUUUUGGUACAAACCUUUUACUUUGGCAAUUAAAUUUUACGUUAUCUUAGAAAACUAAAAUGAUUUUAUUUUUGUAAGGAAUGUUUAAUGAAGAGUAAUCCAUCAUUUUAUUCUUAAGAGUAGAGGAAUUACAUUUUUUGUAUUUGUAUCCCCAGUCCCUCAUUCCAUGUAUAUCUGGUACAUAGUAUGCACUUAAUGAAUGCUUUUGACAGAUAUUAUCUUUGAUUAUAUGAUAAAGGUGAAGUGAGUAAUUCAUCUUCAAGAAUUAGAGUAGGUUGGUUAUAAUGUAUUUAGGCUUAGAGUAUGUUCUAGAAAAACAAGAAAAUUUGUUUAAAGGAAACACCAGAUCAUCACAAAAUUGUCCUGUGGUGGUUAUUAAAAAAAGAAAUCAUGCUCUUCUAGUUGGUAAUUACUUUUUCUUUUCUCAUCUUCUCUCUGAAAGACGAGAAGAAGUCCAUGGAGAAGCACAGCGUGUACUAAGAACUCUUCCGGGUAAAAAUGAAAAAGAAAGUACUUCCAAACAGAUGCCUUCCUUCCCAGAAAUGGUACAUUAUAUUCAAGAGAAGGCUUCCCAUCGAAUGAAAACUCCAGCCAAAUACAUGACAGGAACUGCUGUUCUUCCUUUUAAUCCAGCUACAUUUGGAGAGAUAGUCCUGUAUUUGCGAAUGUGUCUUGCUCAUAGUGCAGGUGUGGUUCCCACCUCACAGAGCUUGGCAGAUAUGCAAGAUCAUGCUCCAGCAAUUGGUCGUUACAUACGAAACCUAAUGUCUGGCAACCAUAUAACAUCGUCAUCUUCCUCCAAGAGUGGGGAAAACAACCCUGUUCAGAUUUAUAUUGGCCUCCUUCAGCAGCUGUUAGCAGGUGUUGGAGGUUUACCUGUCAUGUAUUGUCUUUUGGAAGCUGUUUCUGUCUAUCCAGAAAAAUUAGCAACCAAAUUUGUAGACAAAACAGACUGGAUAAAGAGUCUAAUGAAUACUAAUAAGGAAGAAAUGCGGGAAUUGGUGGCAUUAUUUUAUUCAGUGGUGGUAUCUACAAUGUCAGGAAAUGAGUUGAAAUCAACUAUCCAGCACCUUAUGAAGACUACAAAGGACAAUCAUGUGUGUAAUCAACUUUCUGCCCUCUAUUUUUAA